CUAGAAGUGGGAAAAUUACAAAAAUUCAGAAAGUAAAACUUCUGGAUUUAAUGACAAACAACAAGAAGGUGGCAAUGGGAAAUUUUGGCGGUCCAAAUAGCGCCUCGCACAGCCGCAAUGUGGGGGAAGCCGUUGCUGUGGAGCUUAACGCAGCUGGAGGAGCUUGCCAACCAGCCGAGCAGUGGAAAGAGAGUUGGGCCGAAUGGAAGUGCGCAGUAAAAAAACAGCAGGCAGAAAUUAAAAGAUUUCAAAACCGAACCGGCAAUUUGCCUGCGAUCGAAGGACCUGCACCGCUGGAAGANAAUUUUGGCGGUCCAAAUAGCGCCUCGCACAACCGCAAUGUGUGGGAAGCCGUUGCUGUGGAGCUUAACGCAGCUGGAGGAGCUUGCAAAACAGCCGAGCAGUGGAAAAAGGUAUAUAUAUGA
This is a messenger RNA of Rhagoletis zephyria (snowberry fruit fly), 425 nucleotides long. RefSeq lists its product as uncharacterized. The record is from RefSeq and is a predicted model, not a curated record. NCBI's taxonomy places the organism in Eukaryota, Metazoa, Arthropoda, Insecta, Diptera, Tephritidae.